GCCUCGUGACGCAGGCCCCCGUGCGGAAUCUGAUUGGGCUACAGAGCUCUGAGAAAAACAGGUUACGCCAUAUUGUAAUUUUUAAAGACAGUGGUACAUUUCUGCAAAAAUGACAGAAUAGCUUACUUUAUUGACGGUAGACGCUAAGAUGGCGCAUACAGGGGCAAAGGAAGACACAACCAUGGAGCAUUCCUCUGCCAAACAGGGAUCGAGUAUGUGCCUGCGGAGUCGACCGUGCUCCAGCGAGAGAGACGGUCAGGUACGGGCUGUGAAAGCCUGUCUCCAGUCCAGGUUGGGGCCCUACGAGCCCGUCCUGACCUACCUACAGUCCGUCCUCGUGUGGGAGAGACCCUUUCAGUGUGUGCUUCUCUACAUUGUGGUCAACAUUGUGUUCUGGUUCUUUGCCCUGACCUCACUACGCCUGCUGUUCCUGUUGGCUUCUGGUCUGGCUGUGGCUGUCUGUGUUGAUACAUGGAGAAACAAGAUCUGGCCAGAGAUUAGAGUCAGAAGAAAGAUGGAGGAAUCAGAAAAUGAGAGCUGGGGUCUGGUGCAGCCUGGGAUCCUCAGUGUCCCUGAACUGUGUCACCACAUCGCUGAGGCCUGGGUCAGUGGAGCAGUUCUCACAUCCAGCAUGAUGCAGUACAAACGACACAACCCUGGCAAGUUCUGCAUCCUUACCUGUGGAGUCUUCACCUGUUUGGCUGUGGUUGGACGUUACAUUCCUGGAGUGGUGCUCUCCUACUCUGCUGUGUUGGCUACACUGCUGUCCCCGUUGGCAGCCUAUCACAGGGUUUUCCAACAUGUGUGUGUGAAGCUGGAGCCAGUCCUGCAGCGGCUGGACUUCAGUGUUAGUGGAUAUAUGAUGUCAAAGCCCAUUGAUAAUCAGUUCUUGCGAAGGCCGAUCCGUGGUGCAGCCUCAGGCGAUGGCAGUGACAGUGAAGAAGAACUGGCUGCAUUUUGCCCAACAUUUGAUGAUGCUGUUGUUGCAAAGGAGCUUGCACUGACAGACUCGGAGCACUCGGAUGCUGAAGUGUCCUACACUGACAAUGGAACAUUUAACCUCUCUCGUGGUCAGACCCCGCUCACAGAGGGAUCUGAGGAUCUCGACAGACACAGUGACGCAGAAGAAUCAUUUGCACAAGACCUCCCAGACUUCCCCUCCAUAAAUCCCGAUGCCACGUUAAUGGAUGACGACGACGACACGAGCAUCGGGCUGCCCAGUCUAGGCCCAUCUGGACUAGCUAGCCACCGGGCGUCGGUGCUCGACGUGGAGGGCCAUCUGGAUUCAGACCAGGAGGAUCUGGAUACGGAGUUGUCUCUCAGCGGAUUGCCUCGCGCAUCCGAUCUCACUGGAGACCUGGCCGGAGUCAUCGCCAGCAACAUGAUCCAGGCAGCGUUGGCCGGGGCCCUGCAGCCUCGCGCUCCUGCUUCCCAGCGCAGAGAAGGCCCACCCAGAGCCGGGGCGCAUCGAAGCUACCGCAAGCAGUCCAGCUCAGAACUGGACACAGACUUGGACGGAGAGGACUUUGAAAUGCUGGAUCAGUCUGAACUGAACCAGAUGGAUCCCCUUGGAGGAGGCGGUAGCAGACGGGCAGAAAACCAGGGGUCUAACUUCUUGUCUAGUCUGCUUGGUAAACCACAGUAAGAGUAAUGUGUGUGUGUGUGUGUGUGUGUAUGUAAGUGGAAAUGUUGAAUGAGCUGUGAAUGUGUUGUGAAAGGUGAUUUUAGGUUCCCAGCAGCCCUGCUUCUGAUCAGUUACCACUGUGAAGUACUUUAUUUUUUCCCGUCUUACGUUUCAAGCUUCCUCCCAAAACUCUGCUCAUCAAAAACCUUUACUUUGUAGGCUGAGCAAUAGGACAUACAACAAAAACUGAUAAAUAUUGAAAAAAGUAAUGAAUAAACCAGCAUUACUGAGCCUUGUGGAAUUCACAAGGGUACCUGUUUGAGAGUAGAAAUAAUGAACAGUGCCCAUAAAAUCUUUUUUCUACAUAGAGGUCGAGACACACAGGGCUAUUUAACAUGGGACCAAACGUGACAUUCCUUUUGGUUGAGGUGCAUGUUCACCAGUUCAUGUUGCUGUUAAUUUUGCUGUCCUUUCAAACGCCAUGUGAAAAUGAUGAAACAUGGACAAAAUGAUUGAUCUGAUGUUUGAGGUUUACAGAGAUAACAGUCAGCAGGAAUUAUAUCUUUGAUGAUAAAGAGGAUAUUUAUGUUUGGAUAAAAGCUUUUGGUUUUCUGUGUGAUUUCUGUUCCUUUGUUUGUAUGCUCUCUUACAUACGAAGGCCGCUUCAUACAUUUUGAACGCUUGUUUUAGUUUUUUCAAAGAAUGUCACAUUGCAGUCUUAAGAUAUCGGACCCUCGCUGUUCAUUGUAUUUAUAGAUGUGUGGCCCAGGGUGAGGUACGCUUCAUUUGUCUGUGUGAAUAAGUUCAGGAUUUUAGCCUUUUACAUAUUCUUUCCCUUUAAUACAGGUCAGUAACAUGCUGUUUCCAUGUUUAAUACCUUGAAUUAGACCUUGUGUUUUCUCUUUCAAAAGUAAAGUUAUACAAAUUAUGUUUGACCAUUGUUUUACCACCUUUGUAUUUCUUGUAGUUGACAGUCAUGCUGACCUUUUUAAGAAGAUUAUCAAAUAUUCUUCAACUCAUUGAUCUUUUACUACUGGUCUUUUAACGGGGAAACAUGUUUACAUCAAAAUUGGGUAGAGAACUAUUUCUUUUUAAAAGUAUUAGAACGUAAAGGUUUCAAGUGGCUUCUUUUGUGUUGGUCGACCUCAUUUCCUUUUCGUGGACAAACCGAUUUCUGUCAGUAUAGGUCGAAAUGUUACAAUGGAAACGGCACUUUCAGACUCAGAUGAGCCACAGCUGAGAUGUAUUGAAACACAUAUCUCACAGAGUCUCAAAACGCUGGGUUUUAAUACAGAAAAAAAAAAAAAACAUUGCUGUCUAUUGUUCUUAUCAUUACAAGGAAAUCAUAGCUGUGAAAGAUUUAGCACAAUAGAAAAACAGAUGAAAAUUCGCUGGGAUUUUGAGACUAAAAGUUUAUUUUAUUUGGUUUGACCACUUCAGUUAACAAGAAUGUUGCUAAUUACCUGCUCAAAUUGUCAGUUGCUCAGUACGAGACCUGUAGUCAGUUUGAUGUAAUUUGCACAGUAGGGUUUUUCUCUUUAUCUGGUUUUGAUAUGUUUUGAUGUGCAAAUCAUAUUGAAUAAAAUGUUUGCA
Messenger RNA from Sphaeramia orbicularis (orbiculate cardinalfish), 3217 nucleotides. RefSeq names its product reticulophagy regulator family member 3 (gene retreg3). The transcript has 10 exons. The record is from RefSeq and is a predicted model, not a curated record. Bases 149 to 1645 code for a protein of 498 amino acids. Lineage: Eukaryota; Metazoa; Chordata; Actinopteri; Kurtiformes; Apogonidae. Gene Ontology annotation, biological process: reticulophagy.